AUGGGUAAACUUGACGUAGUUAUGCUACGAUAUCUUUCUGCGGAAGAUUUUCGCGUUUUGACUGCUAUUGAAAUGGGUAUGAAAAAUCAUGAGCUGGUUCCUGCAAUGCUGGCUGCUCAAAUUGCCAAUUUAAAGCAUGGUGGUGUUAGCAAAAUAUUACGCGAGUUGUCAAAACAUAAAUUAGUUAGUUAUGAACGAUACGACUACCUGGCUUUAAAAGUUUUGUCAACUCGUGAAGUAUUAUCAUCAUUCGGCAAUCAAAUAGGUGUGGGAAAAGAAUCAAACAUUUACGUGGUAGCUGACAAAGAUGACAAACCACUCUGUUUAAAAUUGCAUCGUCUUGGUCGUACGUGCUUCCGGAACAUCAAAGGUAAACGCGAUUAUCACCAGAAUCGUAAAUCAAUGUCUUGGUUAUACUUGUCCCGGAUAUCAGCAACUCGUGAAUUCGCUUACAUGAAAGCUCUUCAAGACCGUGGCUUUCCAGUCCCAAAACCCAUUGAUUUUAAUCGGCACUGCGUUGUUAUGGAGCUGGUAAAUGGAUACCCACUGUGCACAAUAAGUGAAAUCGAAAAUCCAGAUGAGUUGUACGACGAACUCAUGAAUUUAAUAGUCAGAUUUGGGAACCAUGGAGUAAUUCAUGGGGAUUUCAAUGAAUUCAACAUCAUGGUGACGGAUAAAGGAAAGCCAAUUAUUAUUGAUUUUCCUCAGAUGGUUUCUACUGAGCAUCUCAACGCCGAGUAUUUUUUUGAUCGUGAUGUUAAUUGCGUCAGAAGUUUCUUUAAAAGAAAAUUUGGUUAUGAGAGCGAAUUAUAUCCUUCUUUUAAGGACAUCUGCAGAGAAGGCUGCAUUGACGCUGAAGUAAAGGCCAGCGGGCUGACCAGACAAAUGGAGAAGGACUUGCUCGUUGAGAUGGGACAGAUUGAUGAAGAUGAAGAUUCUGAUGAUGAUGAUGAUGAUGAUGAUGAUGAUGAAUCAAAUGAAGAGAAACCUUUAGAUUCAAUCACUGAAAUUAAAUUACUCCGUAACCAAGUUAAUGAAAGCGUUGCUAAAGAUUUAAAUGAAAAAAUAAAUAUUCUAUCCGAUAAUGAUGUUAAUGAAGACGAUGAUAAUUUAGAUGAAAGCGUGGUGAAAGAUUUAAGUGAUAAACUGAGGAUACAAAUGAUUGAUCAAGAGGAUCAUGAAAGUGAGCUAGCUGAUCAAGUUCCAGAUCUUAUUGAAGACGAUCGCGAAUCAAGAUUCGACAGUCACAGUACAUGGAGUACUACCUCGACCAUUGACCCAGCGGUAAUUAAGCAACGGGUCAAGCAGUCGCUGAAAAAACGAGAGCGUCACGGACAGUCGAGAAGAGUUUUGGCCAAGGGAGAAGCCAGCACAACUACUCGUCAGAGACGGGAUAAUCGUGAUACUAUUAAGCAGUACACUGAUGGCGGUGUUUGGGGAGAUUAA
Molecule: messenger RNA, 1446 nt
Organism: Cotesia congregata
Lineage: Eukaryota; Metazoa; Arthropoda; Insecta; Hymenoptera; Braconidae
Source: the annotation of a GenBank genome assembly